This is a messenger RNA of Strongylocentrotus purpuratus (purple sea urchin), 1464 nucleotides long. Its product is annotated as neogenin-like. The record is from RefSeq and is a predicted model, not a curated record. The transcript has 9 exons. The coding region runs from base 1 to 1464 and encodes 487 amino acids. NCBI's taxonomy places the organism in Eukaryota, Metazoa, Echinodermata, Echinoidea, Camarodonta, Strongylocentrotidae. Gene Ontology annotation, molecular function: protein binding.
AUGGUGAGCUGUCCACCUGAAAGUAGUAAUCAAGAGAACAGCAGAUCUAGAGAGUGUGAAGGGGGUACCUUUGGUUUGGAUUGUCUUCAGCAAUGUCAUUGUUCUCCAGAGGCCUGUGAGAAGGAGAGGGGUAUUUGCACGGGACAAUGCCUUGAUAGCUGGUUUGGACCCUACUGUCAAAGUCUGCCAGUCAUAGAGAAAGCACCAGUGAUAGUGAGCACCACGUCAACUACAGUAGGUCUUCGAUGGGAUGCAUGGUCUGAAGAAGAUGACAUAGGUGAUCAUCCUCUGAUAGGAUAUGAUGUCUUUGUAAAGAAGGAUGGUGACUGGGUAAUGGAUCAGAGAGUAGACCAACUCACAACAUCAGCCAUCGUUAGUAACCUGACACCCGACACCGAUUACAGUUUUUGUGUAGCAGCAGUGAGAGAAGGAACAGGUGGAACAGGACCUUUAUCUCCGAGGAACAACACAAUAACUCUCUGUACAAAACCCAGUGCCUCUCCAAGUGGACUACAUGUGGCAGCCAUCAACACUAAAGAGCUUGAGGUGACAUGGGAGCACCUCCCCUCGGAAUUGGCAGAAUGCAGGAGUGGUGUGACUCAUUAUAUGAUCUACUACGCUUCCACUGGGUCAACUUCUUUAAACUCUGUCAUGGUUCCUAAUGACACAAGCUCCUACACGUUAAGAGGGUUGGAAACCUAUCUGGACUAUUCCAUUCAAAUGACUGCUUCAAAUAAAGACGAGGAGAGUGACAGGAGCAGUGAGACCAUCGGCAAAACACUUGAAGAAGUUGCACCUAGUCCUAUCAAUGUGGCUAUUACGCAGAGUACUACGCACUCCUUCACUGUAUCUUGGUAUACCCCUCUACCAUCUAACAUCAAUGGUAACAUCCAGAAGUAUAUCAUCCGCUACAAGAGAACUGAUCCAGCUGGUGAUGGCAAUUAUAAGAUGGAGGAAGUAUUGACUGGUGCAUUUGAUGGAGAAUAUACUGUGAUGGACCAGGCUAGUAAAAUCAGCUAUACAGUUCAGGUCCAAACUGUCAAUGGAGCUGGUUCAAGUAAUUGGUCCGAACCAGUGAAUGCAAAGACCAUCCUCUUAGGUGAUGAUAAUGUUACCAGGGUACCACUAGGGGCUGUCAUAGGGGGUGUGAUAGUACCCCUCGCUUUCAUCGUUAUACUAAUAUUUACUGUGGUGAUGUAUAGAAGGAUCAAACAAAGACGUUUAAAUGCUGAACCAGCCGCGUCGCCACCAAAUUCUGCUCAUGAGACCUCUUCGAAGUAUGGGAACUCUGCUUAUGAUGACUCGGACACCCAUACAUACCAAGAUCUCAAUAUAGACACACCGAACAUCCAGAAUCUUACCGACGCACAUACCUAUCAAGAUCUUAAGAAACCAAACAUCAACGUUAUCUAUCAAAAUGUCACAGAAUCAGACCCGGGAAAUACUUACGAAGAUACAGUUUAG